Molecule: messenger RNA, 2066 nt
Organism: Dioscorea cayenensis subsp. rotundata (Guinea yam)
Lineage: Eukaryota; Viridiplantae; Streptophyta; Magnoliopsida; Dioscoreales; Dioscoreaceae
Product: CBL-interacting protein kinase 2-like
Exons: 2
Coding region: 471-1889 (472 amino acids)
Biological process (GO): protein phosphorylation; signal transduction
Molecular function (GO): ATP binding; protein kinase activity
Source: RefSeq, a predicted model, not a curated record
AAAAGCGGGGACCUUUUCGUAAAUUCACGUUGGGACCUUCUUCAACCCUUGUUAUUUAGACGGGAAGGGAUAUUUUUUCGGUCCGAGAAUUGUGAAGCUCGGCGGAGAUUUCUCUUCGAUUCGCUUGGUUUUGGGUCAAUUGGAGCUCUCCAGUAUCAGAAGAUCAAUAUUUGGGAAUGCAGAAAGAUGUGUGUGACCUCUGAGAAACAAUCAUCUAAGGCUAAUGAAAUUGUAGCUCCACACAAGCUAUCCUUGUUCAUCCUUGACGAGAUUGGACAGUACACUAAUACCCAGCUUGUGCUCUGCGCAAGGAUGCUCGAUGGAGUGGCAAUAUCAAGUAAGCCUGUCGUGGUCAGUCACGACAUUGGCGAUGACGGUUGAGAACUUCUGCUCAUAUUAUCCCGCUUUGUAAAUAGUUUGUAACGCAGAAGCGGGAGGCCGUAGCGUAAUUGUUGUUAUAACUACUAUAAAUGGAAAUGGACAAUAAAGGGACUGUACUGAUGGAAAGAUAUGAAUUAGGGAGACAAUUAGGGCAGGGAACUUUCGCAAAGGUUUAUUAUGCUAGGAAUAUCAAAACUACCCAAAGUGUUGCUAUAAAGGUGAUUGACAAAGAGAAGGUUUUGAAGGUUGGUCUUAUGGAUCAGAUCAAGCGUGAAAUCUCAGUGAUGAGAUUGGUGAGACAUCCGAAUAUUGUGCAGCUGUAUGAAGUCAUGGCUAGCAAGACCAAGGUAUACUUUGUCAUCGAAUAUGUUAAGGGAGGUGAGUUGUUUAACAAAGUUGCUAAGGGCAGACUCAAAGAGGAUGCUGCUAGGAAAUAUUUCCAACAGCUGAUCGAUGCUGUUGACUUUUGCCACAGCAGAGGUGUUUACCAUCGUGAUCUGAAACCUGAAAACCUACUGUUGGAUGAAAAUGGAAACCUAAAGGUUUCUGAUUUUGGUUUGAGUGCCCUUGCCGAGUCUAAGAGGCAGGAUGGCUUAUUGCACACUACUUGUGGUACUCCAGCUUAUGUAGCGCCUGAAGUGAUCAGUAGAAAAGGAUAUGAUGGCGCCAGAGCUGACAUUUGGUCUUGUGGUGUCAUUUUGUUUGUUCUCCUAGCUGGAUAUCUCCCUUUCCAUGACUCAAAUCUGAUGGAGAUGUACAGGAAAAUUGGCAGAGGAGAAUAUAAAUGCCCUAAUUGGUUCCCCUAUGAAGCUCGGAAGCUACUUUCAAAGAUAUUGGAUCCAAACCCAAGCACAAGGAUCUCAAUCACAAAGAUAAAGGAAAAUUCUUGGUUCAAGAAAGGGUUUGUAGACAAAUCAAUGGACAUUGAAUCAGAAACAACAGAAGCCGUGCCUGGAGAUGUGAAUGAAGCCCUUGAAUCCUCUAAUGGCAACAUUGUUGACAAGAAGCAGGAGUCAGUUAAACCUGCAAAUUUAAAUGCCUUCGAUAUCAUCUCUCUUUCAGCGGGAUUUGAUCUUUCAGGUCUAUUUGAGGAACAACAACACCAUAGAAAGGAAGCGCGGUUUACCUCUAUGCAGUCUGCAACAACUAUCAUCUUGAAGCUGGAGGAUCUUGCAAAGCGCUUGAGGCUAAAAAUAAUGAAGAAGGAUGGUGGAUUAUUGAAAAUGAUAAGGCCUAGGGAAGGCAGAAAGGGUGUCUUAGCCAUUGAUGCAGAGAUAUUUGAGAUCACUUCUCAGUGUCAUCUGGUAGAGAUUAAAAAGUCUAAUGGUGAUACUCUGGAGUAUCAGAAGCUAUGGAAAGAACAAAUGAGACCUGCUCUCAAGGACAUCGUUUGGGCAUGGCAGGGUGAUCAGCUUCUACAACAACAGCAGCAGCAGCAGCAGCAGCAGCAACAACAACCCCAACCAGAGCAGCAACCCCAAUCAGAACAACAACAGCAGCAGUCUUGAAUUCAUCAACUAGCAUACAAUCAAGUGAUUGUUCUUUGUUCUAGUAAUUUCCUGAUAUGUUAUUUGACUUGAUAAUUAUCUGUUUUAUAUUUGUGCUUUUGUUCAUUGUUGAAUGUUAGUGUCCCAUGAACAUCUUGAUCCGUUUGGUAUGCUUAACGUUGCUUUGCAUUUCAGAGA